CUCGUUCGGUUCAGUUCACAUUUGGCUUACUCUGCAUUUUUGGUAUUGCCUCACAUUUGUGGGACAGAAAUUCAUCGAAUAUUUCGCAGGAACUGCCACUAAAUUCGGGCACUUUACACGAAAUGACUUUUACGUAUAAGGAACUUAUAGACGUUGCCAUUGGCUCCCCGGAAUCAGGACACGUUAACUUCUACGCUUUGCAUGUGCUGCUCACGUGCUUUGCCCAGCGAUUGGAGGUCCUGGAUGAGGUUGUCGAGCAGGAAGACUAUAUGGUGGCCAAUGUGCGCUUGCAAAGCAGUUUAUUGACCUUGGGCAACACCUCGAAGUUCCGUCUUUUUGCCGGUGCGGAUGCCGAGGAAGGAGAAGCAGCCGAGCCGGCGGAGGAGCCACCGGCCGAGGCGGCAGAGGCUCCACCUGCGCCAGUCGAAGAGGCUCCUGCAGCGGAUCCAGCACCAGAGCCAGCUCCAGAGCCUGCUCCAGAGCCCGCUCCAGAGCCUGCUCCAGAGGAACCAGCUCCACAGGAGGCAGCCCCGGAGGAAGCAGCUCCUGCGGAGACUGGCGCAGCCACUCCAGAGCCAGUGGCUUCCACCCACGAACCAACUCCAUCCGCAACUCCGGCUCCCGAGGAGCGUCCUCCUUCCGAGCCCGAGGCAGAUGCCUCAAAAGCUCAGAAGGAUGUGCCGGCCGAGGCCAAGGGUGAGGAGAUGGCUCUGCAGGCCUCACGCGUCUCCUCGAGAUCAUCCGCUCGCGAGAAGUCGCAAAGUCAGGAGGGAUCCAUUAGCAAUAAUCUUAUGCGUCUCGAAAGACGUCUCUCCAAGGUUGAACUGCAAAAGGAGCAGACGGCCAUGGAGUUCAAGCAGUUUGUGAGCAAUCUCACCGGCCAGCUGAAGAUCACCAUGGAGCAGGUGAACAAUAUGACCCACUUGCUGAUCGAUCGCAAGCCGAAUCCGCAGAGGUUCAAGAUACUCCGUCACAUAGCCAAGCAGUUGAGAGUGCUGAUGUUGACAACUGGUGAUGAGGUUUCUAUGAGUUGGUCCAGUGGAGACUUGGUGGGCGGUCAGGAAGAGGAGGGCCUGUCGGAGGAGGAGGUCCCGGAGGAGUCGAGUGCGCCCACGGAGGUGGAGAAGCCCGAGGAAGAGGAGGAACUGGACUUGGAACAGCCCCUUUGCUAUUCGCCAGAGAAAAUGCUUACUGAGCUCCUAGACCUCAAGUCGCAAUUCUGUGCGCUGACCAACAAGGUCAAUGAACUCGCUGCAGCCUUGCUGAAACAGGACUCCCAGAGACUGAUGGACCAGAUGAAGGAUCUAUCGGAAACAGUGCGGGAUAUCAAGCUCUACAUGUCCAGCAACAAGGAGGUUACCAAUGGCAUGAUGAUUCGCCUCAAUGACUGCGUGUACCAGAUACAGGUCCUGAAGAAAUCGGCUUCCCAUUUGGAUGAGGUGAAGAUUGACAAGACGGAGGUGGAGCUUUUGUUGGCCGAGAAGGUGGACUUCCAGCAGCUGGCCACAAAGGUGUCCUUGGAGCAGCUGGAGGAGUACAAGGCCCGGCUGGAGCAGAUGUUCUGCGAGGUGCGCCACAUAGUGAGCUUGAAUGAGAAGAACGUCCUGCAGAUCAUCGACAAUCUGCGAAUGACACUGGGCAUCGAUUCCUUGGAGCUGAGUCUCAAGGACUUCCGGGAGACGAUCGAGCGGCGGGUGCAGCUCAUAGCCGAGGCACUGCAGAAGUACAUGGAGAUGACCAACGACGAUUGUGCCGCAGCUGCCGGAAGGGUCAAGGUCAUGCAGGAUCUGGCCUGUUUGGCCUGCGACACCACCUGCGUAAUGCGAACUGUGGAGCGAUCCAAGGUGCCCUCGCUGCCCAAUGCCAAGGGCUCCACCGGCCUGGGUCCCAUUGUCACCUACGAGCUGGGCCAGAUCCGCAAGUCGGGCAUCAUGGGUUACUACCGCAAGGACGAGUUCCCACACUCCACCAGUGCCUGGAGCAAGGGAACCGCCGGUGUUCCCAUGGUCAAGUGCACUCCGCGUCACGCGGGCGGAAGUCACACCACCCACACCGCGGAUGAGCACAUGCAGAAGGUCAUUCUCUCCAAGAAGAACACCGGAUGGACAUAGGAUAGACUGCUUCCAAGUUAUUUUUGCUAACUGGACAAAAUUAUGGAGAUUACUGUGUUAAAGAAGCUGUAUAGAUUUCUGUACGUUAUAAAAUAUUCAGGUAUACAAGUAAAAUACAAAUUGGCUUUCUGAACUACAAAUACUUAUGACAAUAACAGGCUA
This is a messenger RNA of Drosophila erecta, 2273 nucleotides long. It is a transcript of the gene nis, whose product is annotated as dynactin subunit 1. NCBI's taxonomy places the organism in Eukaryota, Metazoa, Arthropoda, Insecta, Diptera, Drosophilidae. The transcript has 2 exons. The record is from RefSeq and is a predicted model, not a curated record. Bases 123 to 2111 code for a protein of 662 amino acids.